Ctenocephalides felis (cat flea) is the source of this 614-nucleotide messenger RNA. Its product is annotated as talin-2-like. NCBI's taxonomy places the organism in Eukaryota, Metazoa, Arthropoda, Insecta, Siphonaptera, Pulicidae. The record is from RefSeq and is a predicted model, not a curated record. Gene Ontology annotation, cellular component: cytoskeleton.
UAGCUUUGCAACUCGCUGGCUUACAGGCUCAGGUUGCUUUAGGUGAUAAUAGUAGGCCAGAAUAUUAUGCUGAUGUAGACAGUUACUUGCCUUACAGAGUAAGUCGGACUAGACCUGAUGAAGUUUGGGUACCUGUUCUAGCGCAGGGGCAUAGGCAAUAUGGAGCUGGCAGGUCUGAACUCACUGCCAAAGUGUUGUAUCUCUCAUGCGUGAUGCAAUAUCCACUUUAUGGCACAACCAUGUAUCCAGUUACCUAUCGUGGCUACUGGUCUUAUGGUAAUUCUCUUAUUCUUGGAGUGAAUUGUGAUGGUAUAAUGCUGAUAAAAUCAGAAGACAAAUUUGUGCUCUACGAAUAUCGAUAUCAGGAUGUUGAAUCUAUUUUAUUGGAUCCUAGCGAUAGUUUUAUUACAAUUGGUUUAUCAAGGCAUACAGAUAGUGUUUCACAAAAUCAACAAAGAUGUUUUGUAUUUGAAACUGCUCAGAAAAAUGAGAUUGCUUCUUUAAUUGUCAGUUAUUGCCCUGCUUUGGGAGUCUGGAUAACAGAUAAUGAGGCGCCUACAAAACGAUACAAGAGUGUAACUAAUGAAGAUCGUGUUAGGCUUUACCAAGUUUAG